AUGUCUGUUGUAAGCGCAGUGCAGGGCGAGGAGCUUGAGCUGAGUGGACCGCUGGUGGACGUGCGUCCGCAGCCUAGGCCACGUCACGUUACGGUCAGAGCCCCGGAGGAAGAAUUGAGCCUGCUGGAUUCCCUGUGUGUCUCCAGUCCGGAGCAGCCCGAGACGGAUGAGGGACGGCUUCUGCAUGACCUGACGUUGCGCCUUGAACAGCUAGAGACGCGGGUGGAUCACAUCGCCGGCAGUUUUCUCAACCGAGAUGAAACCAUCCAUGAGCUCAUCGAUGCCACGGCCGCCCGAGUUUCCGGUGAGGCGGUUGUGAGGGUGCAGUGUCUGGAGCAGUCCUUCGCGAAGUGUGUGCAGCGCCUGGAAGCCAAUAUGAGGGAGGAGAUCAGGAGGCAGGUGCAGGAUAGCUGGCGUGCCGUCACGCAGCCACUGGGGCAGUCGACUCCUUUAGCGGGAGUGGGGAUCAACUGGGGACAGUCGUCCUUGUCCGUUGCGAUGCCGCGGAUGGAGUUCCCUAAGCUGGCCCCUCAGUGUACACCCACGGGCAUUGUCGACUUUGUAGAGGAGGUCGACUUGUUCGUGGAACUGCAUCCUCUGAGUGGUGCCGAGCUGCGGGGAUUCCUGAACACGGCACUCAGCGGGCCGGCGCGCUCUUGGUGGUUUGCUGAGCGGCACAAGUGUAACACCUGGGCGGAGUUUCGCGCUGCCUUCCUGAAAGCAUUCCUCUCAGAUGAAUACCAGGUGCUGUUGGAAGAAAAGCUCCGGACCUUUGUACAGAAGCCAUCGCAGAGUCUCAGGGACUUUGUCUUUGAGUUCCGUGCGUUGUGCCUUAAGUGGCGAUCUGACAUGCGUGAGGAAGAGAUAUUGCGACGUGUCCUUGACGCUUGUGACCCUCGGGUGGCGGCUACUUUGAGGGGGGUCGUGAAGUCGGUAGAUGAGUUGGUGAAGGUGGGGUCCCGAGUGGAAAAGGACUGGGCGGCUAUCGGGAUUAGUGGGUCUCGAAAGGGUCCCACGUCUCGGGAUGUCCCCUGUCCCAAACCACGAGGGAAAGCCUCAGUGGAUCCCCGUGCCGAUCUCACCCUGGUGCAAGCCACCUUGCCCCUCUUAGUGCUGCCCAUACAAGUGCGAGGUGUCACUGGAGAGGCGGUCGUAGAUACAGGGAGCACUUAUACCCUUAUGAAAUACAGCUUGUGGGAAAAGCUUAAAGUGCCUCAUGAGCAAUUAAGGGGAAGUGCAAAAGUAAAAUUCUUUCUUGCGGAUGGAAGGGCGCACGGGGCCAGGGGCAGGGUUCCUAUGAGGCUCUGCUUACAUGAGACACACUGGGAGACAGAGGUUUACAUCCUGGAAGAUGACCACCUGUCGAUGCCCUUAUUACUGGGAAUGGACUCUCUUGUGUCGGUAGGUCUGACUAUCCAUCUGUCGCGGCUGGAGUAUGAGUUGCCGGGGGGUGAAGUCCAUCGGUUUGGGACGAAGGCUCAAAGCAAUCUGGUUUGGCCUAACUUGUGUUAUUAUCUCGCGCAGUUGGUGGAUGAGCCCAGCCCAGUAGAGAAGGCUAUUCUUGAACAGCCGGAGCUCGUUCAGCCACUGCUUAGGAGGUGGCACUCGGUGUGGACGGACAAAUUGGGUCGGACUGAGGUGGUGUGUCAUCACAUUCACACAGUCGACCCUGUCCCUGUUCGGCACAGAGCCUACAGAGUGUCGCCUCUGAAAAGAGGAAUAAUCAAGGAGUGGGUUGACCAGAUGUUGGCAGAGGGGGUCAUCGAGCCUUCCACCUCGCCAUGGGCUAGCCCCACGGUACUCGUUCAGAAGGCCGACGGGACCUACCGAUUCUGUGUGGACUAUCGGGAGCUGAACAAGAAGACCUUGGAUGACGCUUACCCCAUGCCACUCAUUCAUGACAUCUUGGAGUCUUUGCAUGGGGCAGCAGUGUUCAGCUCCCUUGAUUUGAAGUCAGGGUAUUGGCAGGUGAGGAUGGGGAAGAGUAGCAUGGAAAAGACAGCCGUCAUCACCCCGGAGGGGUUGUUCCAGUUUCGGGUGAUGCCCUUUGGACUGAAAAACGCUGGGGCGUCAUUCCAACGGCUAAUGGAGCAGGUACUCCGGGGACUCAUUGGGAAGACCUGUUUUGUUUAUAUUGAUGACAUCAUUGUAUUCUCCCCAUCUGUCCAACAACAUCUUAAGGACCUCGACCACAUCUUCCAGAAACUGCAUAAGGCUCAUCUCACCCUUAACAUCAAGAAGUGUAGAUUUCAGCAAGACCAUCUGAACUUCCUCGGCCAUGUGGUGUCAGCAGACGGAGUCCGAGUGGACCCGAAGAAAAUUAAGUCCAUCUUGGACUACCCAGCGCCCCAGGAGGUAAAAAGUCUCCAGCGCUUCCUGGGGAUGGCUGGGUGGUUCCACAAAUUUGUGCAUGGUGCCAUGAAGACGCCCAAUGAGGGCAAGAGAGACAGAGAAACUGUGAUGCUUCUGACAUAG
This is a messenger RNA of Erpetoichthys calabaricus (reedfish), 2475 nucleotides long. RefSeq lists its product as uncharacterized. Gene Ontology annotation, molecular function: aspartic-type endopeptidase activity. The record is from RefSeq and is a predicted model, not a curated record. The transcript is spliced from 2 exons. The coding region runs from base 1 to 2475 and encodes 824 amino acids. Gene Ontology annotation, biological process: proteolysis. Lineage: Eukaryota; Metazoa; Chordata; Cladistia; Polypteriformes; Polypteridae.